AUGGUAGAGAGGAAGCUUUUCAAGACGAAGCUGUGCGUUUUGUAUCAGAGAGGGCGAUGUGCGCGCGAAAGUUGCUCCUUUGCUCACGGACAAGCGGAGCUCCGUCGUUUCUCGGGCUCCUUUGACGGUAGCCGGGACUCUGGAGGUGAUGAUUUGAGGGAUAAGCUUGAGAGAAGGUAUUCUCCACGGAGAAGGUAUUCACCAGAGAGAGAUGGAAGAGGCCGACAUGUACUUCGUGAAUAUAGUCCAUCCAGGUCCCUUGAGAGAGAAAAUUUUGAAUAUUCCUUCGGUAACAGCAAACGAAGGAAGAAACAACACUUGGAUGGCCAAAGUGAUAUUUCUGGAAGUUUGAGAAUUUCAAAUGAGACUGAACAUGAAGCUAAAGAAGCAAAUUCCAGAGGCGUUCUUGAGGAGCAGUUAAAGCAAUUGCAGUCAGAGAUCAACAUGCUUGAUCACCGCAGAUCUCAAUUAGGGGUCUACCUGGAAGAGAAGUCUCAAGAAGUGGAUAGUCUUACUUCUAAAAUUAAGGAGCUUGAGGCUCAAUUAUACAAAGAAAAAGAGGACUGUAAGAGGAUCUCCUCCAAAGUGAAGAAGUUUGUAAAAGCACAUUCUCGUAAUUCAAGGAUACAAGAUCAACUAAAGAGAUCACAGGUCCGACUUAAUAAGUUGGGAGAUCAGCUUGCCUUAGAUAUUUAUGGAAUUGAUGUCAAUGAAGAGGAUUCGAGCAUUAAUAUUGUUAGUGAUGGUGAUGGUGAGACUACUGGUUUUCCAGUAACCCCACAUAAUGAGCGGCUGAAUGAUGCUUCUCCAAGCAAGAUAAGGCUGGAAGCUAUUAGGGAUUAUGCCAAGGAAUCAAAACAAAGUGCUCAUUCAACAAGAGGACAUCUGACCACAUCAAGCAGACCAAAGAAGCUCUCUCGGUGGAACAUACACCCUGCUCAAUCAAAUUUUGACAAAAAAAAUGAGGCAGUGAGCAAUGCAAUUGGCAGUCCAAAGCAAUUAGCAAACGAAGGCAAGCAUGAUAGGAGAAAGACUGCUUCCUCUAGCAUCCUCUCUGCAGAUAUGUUGAAGAUUUCGGAGUCAGCCCCUGUUGUACCCUCAACCAGCAUGGCGGCUCACCCAGUUGACACAGAAGUUGAAAUUGAACCAGAGGAUAAAAUUGAGAUGGUUGGGAAAGCUUCUGGUAAAAUUGAGGAAGGAGCUGCAUAUGAGAAUGUGAGCUUUUCAUUACCACUUCCUCCACCACCUCCAAUCCCUAAAAAUAACUACUCACAGUAUGAGGGGGAUGAUGAGAUUAUAGAUGUGCAGGGAGCUGACUAG
Molecule: messenger RNA, 1320 nt
Organism: Prunus armeniaca (apricot)
Lineage: Eukaryota; Viridiplantae; Streptophyta; Magnoliopsida; Rosales; Rosaceae
Source: the annotation of a GenBank genome assembly